Priapulus caudatus is the source of this 938-nucleotide messenger RNA. RefSeq lists its product as uncharacterized. The coding region runs from base 1 to 639 and encodes 212 amino acids. Lineage: Eukaryota; Metazoa; Priapulida; Priapulimorpha; Priapulimorphida; Priapulidae. The transcript is spliced from 5 exons. The record is from RefSeq and is a predicted model, not a curated record.
AUGGCACAAGUAGAUGAACAUGAGAUUCUCACUGACAUUGGAUUGCUACAGGCAUCGCCACAAACGGUCGAGUCACUUUAUACUUUUGUCUUUAAUAAUGGCAAAACCUACCCAAAACCAGAAUACCACCCAUGGAUUAGGCCGCCACCUCCAACUGAACCGUACACUGACAAGAUGAUGUACAAUAACGAUGCUUGUGAUAAGCGAUCAAGUAAUCUGCAUUAUCGUACCGAAUAUAUGUACCAAGACAACAGAAUUAGAUUUGCGCCUGCAGUUAGAGGAGGCUCAUAUAUGUUCUUCCCCGGGAAACUCUCAAAAAUACCUCAGGGGUUGAAUAAGCACCAUAGCAUCCAGUUUACAUCAGUGGUGCCAUAUGCAGUGUAUGGACUUCAGUUUGAGAGCAUUCCUUUCAUAAAAGAAAAAUAUGGCAUAACCAAGAUCCGUGUAGCCAUACAAAAUAAGCAUGGGGCCUGGAAUGACAUCACUAACAGUAAUGGAAUGGCAAUGAUGUUUGAUCUGGAAGGUCCAAGUGAAGGAAAAGUCGAAUUCCCAACCCCGGUAAUAGCCAUGGCAGUACGUAUCUAUCCAAUGUAUUGGAAGGGCUAUCCACUCCUGAAGGCAAAGCUUCUUGUGUGCUGAAUUAUAUAGAAACUAAACCAUCUGCUAUAAACACUAUUUACUUUUUGUUAUAAAUAACAUUAAAUUAAUAUUUAUAACCCAAGCAUCACAUUACCAUAGACAACCCUUCGGCACAAUCACAAAACGAGAUUGGCAUUUUAGAUGUAGAUUUCUAUUACUUGUCCAUGUUUGCUAACCCUGCAUAAGAUAACAACUUGCUGUAGCUGCUAAGUGAAGUGACCCAUAUUGGCCGUUUAUCAUUGGUGGGUAGAGCUCUAGCCCAAACGGAAUAAAUCUAUGAGCAUCUAAAUGCCACUUCC